AUGUCUCACCAUCAAGACCAUCAUCAUGAUGAUGAUGAAAUUGUUGAAUUACAUGAAGAAGAAAUUACGGAACAAUCAAAAGAUAUAAAAACAACGAACACAGCUGAAGUAAAUCAUGAUGAAACUGAUGAAGAAUUACAAACACAUCCACAAACACAACAACUGAACAACGAUGAAGAAAAACCCAAAAUUACCGAGAUUGAUAUUUCUCAACAUGAACACGAUCCAAGGUUUUCCAUGGAUCAAUCAGAUAUUUCUGCUCUGAGUAGAACGAAUGGUGGUGAUCCGAGAAGGAUUGAAUUUAAAGCACCUUUGGCCGGAGCUAUUUUGAAUUUAAUAUAUUCAACCGUUUUCGUUAUAUUAUCAAUGAUGGAAAUUAAGUGGAAAUUGGAUUUUAUUGAAAAGUAUGAUGAUCAUGAUGAUGAUAAAAUGGAUGAUGAUCAAGUACAAGGCUUAACAUUGAUUGGUGUGUUUUGUUUAGUGGUCGGAGCUUUGAUUAGCUUGAUAGGUUCGUUGGUUGGAGUUGCAACUUGUUGUUGGCUUUGGAAGAAGGAACAAGUGAUGAAAUGGACGAAUAGAACACAAAGAGCAUUUGUGAAUAUUGCCUUGAUAGGAGCUGCAGUGUGGUUGGCCUCAACGAUUUUUUCAAUCAUUCCAUUCGGAGCACUCUAUCUCAUCAUGAAUUGUACAGUUUCUAUUGCUGACACGAAUACAGUGAAUGUGUUGCCAAUUUUGGGAAUUUUGUUGGGUGGAGUGUUUGUGGCAUUUGCAAUUCUAUUGACGAGAAGAAUAUGGGUGAAUAAGACCCAUUUUGGUGAUUAUGGCUUGACUUUUCAUUAA
Messenger RNA from Naegleria lovaniensis, 840 nucleotides. RefSeq lists its product as uncharacterized. The record is from RefSeq and is a predicted model, not a curated record. The transcript has a single exon. The coding region runs from base 1 to 840 and encodes 279 amino acids. NCBI's taxonomy places the organism in Eukaryota, Heterolobosea, Eutetramitea, Acrasida, Naegleriidae.